GCAGCUGGGUUCCGACCUUAAGCUUGAGGAGGCGGCGGCGGCGGCGGGAGGCGGCGGGAGGCGGCAGGCGGCCCAGGCCCGGCCCCACGGGAUGGCGUUCCGGCAGGCGCUGAAGCUGACGGCCUGCGGGCUGGCGGGGGGCUCGGCCGCCGUGCUCUUCUCGGCCGUGGCCGUAGGGAAGCCGCGCGGGGCGGGCGGCUCGGACGCCGAGUCCCGGUGGGCCGGCCCGGAGGCCCCGUCGUGGGCAGAGCGGGUGCGCCCGGGGCCCACCAGCGGCGUGUGGGACAGCAACUGGGACAAGCGAGAACCACGGUCUCUUAUCAACCUGAGGAAAAGAAGCACAGAAACUGGUGAAGAGGAGAUAACCUCCAAGCUAGAUAACUUCAAAGCCAGAGCCACUCGUCACAUCUUCCUGAUCAGGCAUUCCCAGUACAAUUUGGACGGCUCCCUCGAUAAGGAUCGAACUCUGACUGAACUGGGUCGUGAACAGGCUGAACUGACUGGUGGUCGAUUAGCUAGCUUGGGCGUGAAGUUUGAUAAGAUUGUGCACUCUUCCAUGACCCGAGCAAUAGAAACAACUGACAUCAUCUCCAAACACCUGCCAGGAGUCAACAGAGUCAGCACCGAUCUGCUCCGGGAAGGUGCUCCCAUUGAACCUGACCCUCCUGUAUCUGACUGGAAGCCAGAAGCCCGGCAGUAUUAUGAGGACGGAGCCCGUAUUGAGGCUGCAUUUCGGAACUUCAUCCAUCGUGCAGAUGCCAAGCAGGAGGAAGACAGCUAUGAAAUCUUUGUGUGUCAUGCCAAUGUCAUCCGCUACAUUGUCUGCAGAGCACUACAAUUCCCUCCUGAGGGCUGGCUGCGGAUGUCCCUUAAUAAUGGCAGCAUAACCCAUCUGGUGAUCCGUCCAAGUGGAAGGGUGGCACUAAGGACCCUGGGGGACAGUGGAUUCAUGCCCCCUGACAAAAUCACCCGCACUUGAACGCCCUCCCCUCUGCAGUCAUCAGCUGUGUGUCCAUUCGUGCGGACCUGUCUUUGUUUUGUAAUGUUUGGCUAGAAUGCUGCGUUUUCAAAAGUACGUGGAUUCCCACUCCUGUUUUUCCUUUGCUGACUAUACUUGUCCUGAAGACAUAAAACUAUGCUUAAAUGCUGCUUUUCUGUCAAAGGCCUUCCUGGCCAGGGAAGACGAAGACACCACUGGGACAGAUACCCUUCACAGGUUCAGAAGGUUCCGGAUAUAGAGAAGUUGCCUCUCUUUGACCAAAGCUUUUGUGUGACAUAAGGGAAUAAAGUAGUAGGAUAGGAGUUAAAAGUUAUAUAUUUUCUAUAUAUUUGGAUGUAGCAUGACAUUAUGGAUGUGCAAGUCACACAUGAGAGUAAAUUUUCAUUAUAAGAAGAUAUCACCAAUAGCUAAAUUUCCUGCCAUCUCAAUCAGUCUGUCCCUCUGAAACUAAGGACUUCAUUCAGCCAGCAGUAUGCCAGCAGUGGUUACAGCUGUUUACAGUGGGACAGUCUGGUGUGAUCAAUCAUGCAGUUGAAGAACAGUUCAGGCUAGUUCAAGUGAUUCUUAGAUCUCUAGUAUUAAAACUUAUUUUUCAUUCUCCUAAAGACAGGUAUCUAACUGAGCUUCCUCACCAUUUUUCUAGGCCCUUAACCACCUGGUUUUGAAAACCCACUUCUUAUCCCAGUUACAGCUUGUAAUAGCUGCUGGGAUAACAAGACAGCCCCACCUCUAUGGCUGCUUAGAGGGGAUCUGAGCUGUCCUAAGCCUGGGAGACAACACACAUUCCCUAGAAUGAGACUCGUUUAAAAUAAGAAGUGAGAAGUCUCUGCUAGCACAGACUCUUUUGUCCAGCUGAGAAAAAGCCACCAAAAGCACUUUGACAAGUGCUACCUGGGCGGUGUUUUGAGUGGUGGUGGGUUAUUUUUGCAAACCAAAUGGAUUAAGUGACUUGCCCAGGGUCACACAGCUACUAAGUGUCAUGUGUCUGAGGCUGGAUUUGAACUCAGGGCAUC
This is a messenger RNA of Trichosurus vulpecula (common brushtail), 2013 nucleotides long. RefSeq names its product PGAM family member 5, mitochondrial serine/threonine protein phosphatase (gene PGAM5). The record is from RefSeq and is a predicted model, not a curated record. Gene Ontology annotation, cellular component: mitochondrion. NCBI's taxonomy places the organism in Eukaryota, Metazoa, Chordata, Mammalia, Diprotodontia, Phalangeridae. Gene Ontology annotation, biological process: positive regulation of mitochondrial fission. The coding region runs from base 92 to 979 and encodes 295 amino acids. The transcript is spliced from 6 exons.